UUACUUAGAACACAAAUCACAGUUCUAAGUCCUACUAUUUGUUUUUAGUAAUACCCUAUGUCCCUACCAACUAAUAUAUUAUUGACACGACGAUGUUUCAAAUAACUCGCACUGCCUAAAAUAUAUUAUGAUCAUCAGUCGGUCAGUUACAACAUAUCAACAAUCAACUACAUGAACGCUAAUUAUUCGUGGUAAGGAAAAUGUUCAAUGUUAUAUAUACUGUUAUAGUGAUCGAAAAGUAAUGGAGGAAUUAAAGAAGGCGUUGAAACUCCAGGCGAAACUGUACAACGCAGACACGGCCUACGUCAGCAUAUCGACAUUAGACAUGGGUCGAAAGUAUCCAAUCACUGAUUUAUCCAAAGUCCAGUCGGCAUACGGUUUGCGCAUAUUGGUUAGCCUUCAAGGAGAUCGGAGGAUAUUGAAAACAUAUCUACCUAAAUCUAUUAAGUUGAGUGAUUCUUAUAUCGACGGUUUCAUCAAUCGGGACAGAAGGUCGGUUCUAUAUUUAGUUUACAAGGGUGUAAAAUCUAAUGGGGCGUAUAAAAUCGAUUUUGAAUAAUUCCGGUUCAUCAAGUAUAUUAAGAUUGUUUUGAAUUUUGUUAAUUUUUUUCGAAAAAAAAAUUUAAAAUACAUUUCACAUAUUAUUAUAUAACAUACAGAUAACAUAUUUUUUCAAUGUCUAAAAUAUAUAAUACUGAAAAACAUAAUGUUGAUGUAAGAUUAAUGUAUUAAUGUUUGUGAAUUGAUUAUACUCCUCGUGGGUUAAAUAAUAAUAUUACAAUAAAUUACAAAAACUUUAAAUACAAAAUUAAAUUUUUCUAGUUUUCGUGAAAUAAUUGCCUACGAUGGUGUUGAUAUUAUAUGAAAAUACAAUAUACUUAUACUUGCUAUAUAAGUAUAUUAAGAUAAAA
This is a messenger RNA of Acyrthosiphon pisum (pea aphid), 911 nucleotides long. RefSeq lists its product as uncharacterized. The transcript is spliced from 2 exons. Bases 242 to 559 code for a protein of 105 amino acids. The record is from RefSeq and is a predicted model, not a curated record. NCBI's taxonomy places the organism in Eukaryota, Metazoa, Arthropoda, Insecta, Hemiptera, Aphididae.